AGAGAGAGAGAGAGAGAGAGAGAGAGAGAGCAAGAGGCGGAUUCCAUUCUCAAACCGGCGAGACAGCGGAUGCACGCACGCACGCGGACGCAGUAACUUCGCCGGCCCGGAAAAAAACGCGCCUAUAUUUUCACUGUUAACCGCUUUAAUCGACCUCUUUUCAUGCUUUGCUCCGGAAGGUUAUUGUAAUUAUUUGGACUUUGGCAGUUGCCAAUAAUUCACAGCUUUACCUUCUAUUACAGCAGAAAAUAAGUGAGAGGAGAGCGAUCAUCCUCAUCCAGUCUCUCUCAGUGACUCACUGCUACAGCCUGAAUCAUGUCAGAAUACAGCUCUUUGCUGAAAGAUCUUUGCGAGAACAUCACUAACGAGGAUCUGGAGCAGCUGAAGUCAGCCUGCAAGGAGGACAUACCUGAUGACCAGAGCAACUCCAUCACUUCUUCCAAAGAGUGGUUCAGUUACCUGGAAAAAAAUGAUAAGCUAGCUCAGGAUAACCUUUCCUACAUUGAGCACAUCUUUGAGAUCUCGCGGAGGCCUGAUCUUUUGACCCGGGUCGUCGAGUACCGUACAACAGUGCUGAAGAUCUCAGAAGAUGAUGAAAUUGACACCAAACUCACACGGAUCCCAUCGGCCAAGAAGUACAAGGACAUCAUUCGCCAACCUUCAGAAGAUGAGAUUAUCAAGUUAGCCCCUCCUCCUAAGAAAGUCUAAAGUUGAAGUUUGUGACCUUUCUUCUUUGUCCAUGACAUUCCACCUUGUCAAAUCGUCUUCGGCGUCCAUCUCUAAACCCCGCCUUGUCCCACUCGCUCAUCACAAGCUCAUCACAAGCUGCCACCCGACCUGUUAAACAGCCAAUUGAAUAGACAGAUGCUUCAAAUCCACACUCUGAACCCUGGAGGCUCGAGAAGUUUAGAAAUCCGGAAGAAGGUGAAAGAAGGAGUAAGAGAAGGAAAGAUGG
Molecule: messenger RNA, 955 nt
Organism: Tachysurus vachellii
Lineage: Eukaryota; Metazoa; Chordata; Actinopteri; Siluriformes; Bagridae
Product: astrocytic phosphoprotein PEA-15
Exons: 4
Coding region: 316-708 (130 amino acids)
Biological process (GO): regulation of apoptotic process; MAPK cascade
Molecular function (GO): protein binding
Source: RefSeq, a predicted model, not a curated record